This is a messenger RNA of Leucoraja erinaceus (little skate), 4629 nucleotides long. RefSeq names its product reticulocalbin 3, EF-hand calcium binding domain (gene rcn3). Gene Ontology annotation, molecular function: calcium ion binding. Gene Ontology annotation, cellular component: endoplasmic reticulum. NCBI's taxonomy places the organism in Eukaryota, Metazoa, Chordata, Chondrichthyes, Rajiformes, Rajidae. The record is from RefSeq and is a predicted model, not a curated record. The coding region runs from base 126 to 1097 and encodes 323 amino acids. The transcript is spliced from 7 exons.
GGAGAAAGGCUGGCGCUGAUUGGAGGAGUUUACAAUCCUCUCUCCGGCCGUGGUGAGUAUUUAUUCAGGGUCCAGGGCGUGAUUAUUGUAACUUCUUAUCAGACUCAUUGAUAACCCCACUGUUGAUGAUGAGGCAGCGAAGCCUGCUGGGGUUGCUGGCCCUUUGUGCCUCCGUGGCAUUCUGCAAACCCACCUCGGAGAAGAAGGAGCGCGUGCACCAUUCCAAGGACCUGGAUGAGCGGGAUCCAAACGACCAGAACGGCUUCCAGUUCGAUCAUGAGGCCUUCAUGGGGAGAGAAGGCUCAAAGACCUUCGACCAACUCACUCCGGAGGAGAGCAAAGAGAGGCUGGGGAAAAUUGUGGACCGCAUUGACCAUGACCAGGAUGGCCUGGUGACUGCGGACGAGCUGACCGCGUGGAUCAAGCGGGCACAGAACCGGUACGUCGACGACAAUGUCAAGAAGCAUUGGAAAGAAUACGACGCCAAUCGGGACGGACAAAUAUCGUGGGAGGAGUACAGGAACGCCACGUACGGGUUCCACGUGGAUGAGUCGUUCAGCGACGUGAGCAAUGAUGAGGACAAGGCCAGCUACAGGAAGAUGCUGAAACGGGAUGUGCGGAGGUUCGAGACGGCAGACAAGGAUGGGGACAAGAUGGCCACACGGGAGGAGUUCACCGCCUUCCUGCACCCAGAGGAGUUUGACUACAUGAAGCCCAUCGUAGUUCUGGAGACCAUUGAGGACAUUGACAAGGACGGCGAUGGCAUGGUGGAUGAGAAAGAAUAUGUCGGUGACAUGUAUUCCCCGGUGGAUGGUGAGUCCGAACCAGACUGGGUGAAGAACGAGCAGGAACAGUUCAGACGGUUCCGAGACCUGAACAAGGAUGGGAAGAUGGACAAGGAGGAGGUGGAGCGCUGGAUCCUGCCUGGUGACUAUGACCACGCCAUGGCAGAGGCCAAGCACCUGAUCCACGAGUCCGAUAAAGACGAGGACAGUAAACUGACAAAGCAGGAGAUUGUAAACAACUGGAAUAUGUUUGUUGGCAGCCAAGUGACCAAUUAUGGGGAGGACCUGACGCGAAAACACGACGAACUCUGAGUCGCAAAUCAAUAUUUCCAAUCAAUCAAUCAAUCAAUCAAUCAGUCGAUCGCCACCGAUCCCACAGAAACUGCAUCAAAAACAGUUUGUUUCUUGCUAACCCAGGGCGUGAAUAAUUUGAAAUGUGAUCAGAAACAUUAAUUGUGUUCAAUUGUUCUAUUUCCUCUUUGACUGACUGAGUUUCCCAUUCAAUGCCCCCUCCAUCCUGCAGUGGGUGGGGCUCCAAGCUCUGGUGAUGCUUUAAUCCGACUCCCCUCUGACCCAAGGAGCAGCCCCAGGCAUGGACCCUCAUCUCACCAGCAGAGAUGUUGUAACUGGGUUAAUUCAUUUCAGAUUUUGGCUUUCUCCAUGAGUUCCCCACAGUUUGUGUACAAUUGCCUGCCUGGCUGGCUGGCUGGUGAUUUUUAUUUUUUUUUUUUUACCCCAACCUCCAUCUUCUGUAAAAGUUUGUGAUGUUAAUUUUGUGAAGGUUAUUGGCUCAUCAGCAGAUGGGCUGACACUGCCACUGCUUGUGCGUGAUCCUGGACUGCAUGGGAACCGCCUCCUGCUUGUAUCUUUGCCCGCCACUGUUGCGAGCCGCACCUGAGCCCCAUCCCCAGCCACUGUGUGAGGUAGGAGGGGGGGGGGGGGGGGGGAGGAUGUACGUGAAGCUGACCGGUGGUACGGUCACUAGGAUCGGACCUCCAUCACAGUCGAGAUUCAACUUGCUGCUCUGACAAACUGAGCUGAAUUUUAAAAUUGGCGAACCUUCUCCACAACGUUUCCCGGCUUUGGGAUUGACAUUGGCCCUGACACCGUGCCAAGUUCUUGCAUUCGGCUCCUCAUUUAUUCCCACCAGCGACAGGCUCUUAGUGCCCAGUUAGUGCCGCUAAUGACAUUACCUCCCGCUCACCACUUACAUCAGGACAGAAUCUGUCAUUGACAUUAACCCAUUGCAACAAAUGGAGCCAAGGGUUCAGAUUAUUGGUUAAUCCAUGACUUGCAGCCCCUGCUCACACUAUUGUGACCAGCUGUUGCAACAUGUUACUGAUAAUUGCCUGUAAAUGUAUUUUGUUUGUUUUUUUUGGACUGUUCCGAUUGUUAUUAAGUGAGUGUGUGGGUCCGUGUCUAACCAACCCUUACUUCCCCGUCAGGAUGGCAAACUCACAAAGGAGGAAUUCCUGGAGAACUACAACAGGUUCGUAGGAAGUGGUGUCACCAAUUUCGGAGAGCUGAUGGACCAGCACGAUGAGUUUUAGUCACCACACGGUCUCUGUGUGAUUGCACUCUGUUCUGCAUCCUCCAUUGCUUUUUGUAAAAGAUUUAUAAGGGAUGGGGUGCUUAAUUUGGCUGUGUGUACAAAUGUAAUUUGUUUCUUUCAAGGCAUUGUCCUUGACCCCCUGUGCUAGAAUGUAUUCUACGCUGGAAUCUUCACCUCUCCUCCCUUGCAGUUUUGAACCAGAUUCAUGAGUUGAAUGUUUGGACAGUCUCUUGAGGGCUGGAAGAGGAGAGAAUUCCAUAUUCUUCUGUCUGAUUUAGGGGUCAAAGCGCAGUAUUGGCAUUGGGGGAGUGUGGAGUGUGUAAACCAAAUAUCAUGAGGGUGUAACCAAUACAAACUGGGCUGGGAUCAGCAAGAUGCCCAAUGAAAUGAUGGAUCCAAACUAAAACUCUACAGGCAAGCUGAGGAAUAGGCCCCAACCAUGUGUAUAAUGAAGCUCUCCCAUCACUGAUGGUGUUCUCACACAGAGCUUGCUGAUUCAGUAUUCAGGAGCAGUGUGAUCCAGCUGACCAGUAUGACCACUCCCUGCCCUGCCACUUGACCAUUACAGUCAACUCAAGCCUGUGUUAAUGAGCUUGGAGAAAUAAAUGUAGCAUCCCGACUUGAACCCGUCAUCAUUUCCUCUCUCAACUGCCUGUUCAAAGAGUUUACCGUCUCCCCUCCUGCCCUGCUCUCCACAGAAGCUGCCUGACCCGCUGAGUUACCCAGCACUCUGUGAAACGUCACCUAUCCAUGUUCUCCACAGAUGCUGCCUGACCCGCUGAGUUACUCCAGCACUCUGUGAAACGUCACCUAUCCAUGUUCUCCACAGAAGCUGCCUGACCCGCUGAUCUACUCCAGCACUCUGUGAAAUGUCCCCCAUCCAUGUUCUCCACAGACGCUGCCUCACCCGCUGAGUUAUUCCAGCACUCUGUGAAACGUCACCUAUCCAUGUUCUCCACAGAUGCUGCCUGACCCGCUGAGGUACUCCAGCACUCUGUGAAACGUCACCUAUCCAUGUUCUCCACAGAAGCUGCCUGACCCGCUGAGUUACUCCAGCACUCUGUGAAACGUCACCUAUCCAUGUUCUCCACAGAUGCUGCCUGGCCCACUGAGUUACUCCAGCACUCUGUGAAACGUCACCUAUCCAUGUUCUCCACAGAUGCUGCCUGACCCGCUGAGUUACUCCAGCUUUUUAUGUCUGUCUUCAGUUUUAAACCGGCAUCUGCAGUUCCUCCGUACACAAUGUCCUCAGCCACACUGGCAGGUCCUGAGCUUGCACACGACUAACCCUUGUUGGUCAAAGUCUCAGGUGUUCCCCACUCACUCCACACCAGCUAGUCCUACCAGUCUCAAUGCUCUGUUAUAGCACAGGCAAGGCCAUUCAGCCUUUUGAGUGUGCAAUCCCAUCAGACCCACUCUUGUCCCACUGCCCUAUAAACUCUCCUCCUCCCAGCCCUGAAUUGUUCCCACAAUUCCAUCUACAUGGAGUUUUUCCCUCAGUCCCAUUGUACUAAAGUGUUGGCAUGAGACACUGUAUCCUAACACCACCCUGCAUCUCUCCUCUCCCAGCCUCCCUGACCCCGACCCUGCCCACUAACCCUUUGCUCCAAGGAGAAGAGGAAUUGGCUAUUUAGUCUACAACUCGCUUACAGCAGGAAUAAAAAAAGGCCAUUCGGCCCACCACAUCAUUGCUGACCAGUAGGCAUCCACCCAUAAAAAUCCCAUCUUUCAGCACUUGCCCAUAGACGGUCUAGAGUAUUCCAGUCAUUCUAGUGCUGGCGGCUUGCUUUACCACCCACUGCUUUCUAUAUUUACCUAACCACUAACGUUCAAUCUUGGAGAGAGAGCAAGACAUCUGCUGGCCGCGCGGGGGGGGGGGGGGGGGGGGGGGGGGGGGGGAGUAGAAUGUCAUUAUUCUCUGCCCCCUUACGCUGUGACUGGGUGGAAAGUCUGGGGAGAGGUGGUGAGGCGCCGUUACAUUGUACAGAAGGUCCCUGAAUGAACUUUGCAUCAUGUUCAGCAUGGACAUUGUGGGCCGAAGGGCCUGUUCUUGUGUUGUGCAUUGUGACAGUGUUAUUGAUUUAUACCUGGUGAGGUUCAGUAUCUGUGACUGGAGGGGGAUUGACAAACAGAUCUGAACGUCAGGAGUUUAUCACGAUUGCAUGGCCUUGCUCAUUACUGCUGGAUUCCUUUGGUUGCGAGCUGAACAUGAGCAUCUUGCACUGUGUUAAUAGCACCCAGCUCUGUGCCUUUGACGAGAAACCUCAACUUGCCAAUAAAUCUUUAAUAUAA